This is a messenger RNA of Vespa crabro (European hornet), 9704 nucleotides long. RefSeq names its product dynein axonemal heavy chain 2 (gene kl-2). Gene Ontology annotation, biological process: microtubule-based movement. Gene Ontology annotation, molecular function: dynein intermediate chain binding; ATP hydrolysis activity; minus-end-directed microtubule motor activity. NCBI's taxonomy places the organism in Eukaryota, Metazoa, Arthropoda, Insecta, Hymenoptera, Vespidae. The record is from RefSeq and is a predicted model, not a curated record. The coding region runs from base 27 to 9689 and encodes 3220 amino acids. The transcript has 48 exons. Gene Ontology annotation, cellular component: dynein complex.
UACACGUAUUGAAGGAACGUGAAAAAAUGCUUCAAGAACAUCUCAAAAUUUUUGGCUUAAGUCAACCAGAUUCUUUGGAAUUGGUAGAACUCGAGGAAAACUUAGCGAUCAUCGAGAUUGUUUGGAAACUGACCGCCGAGUGGAACGAAGCAUGGAAUCGUUACAAGAACGAGCAAUUUUGGAAGAUAGAAAUAGAAGAGAUGGACACAGUUGCGAACGCCCUAUUUCGAAAACUCACAAGACUCUGCAGAGAGCUUAAGGAGAGAAACUGGGAGAUCGUUGAGCACACGAGAUCUAGAGUCGAUAAAUUUCGUCGUACAUUGCCACUGAUAACCGAUUUAAAGAAUCAUGCUAUGAGAUCACGUCAUUGGAGACAAGUUAAGGACAUCUUAUCAAGAGAAUUCGACGAGACGUCCGAAGAUUUUACUCUCGACGCCAUUGCCGACAUGCAGAUGCAAAAUUUCUCUGAACAGAUCGCCGAAAUCUCAAACACUGCAACGAUGGAACUUGAAAUAGAAUUGGGAUUGCAGCGUAUCAGCGCUGUUUGGAAAGUAAUGACAAUAGAGAUGACACCGUACAAGACCAAAGGUAUCUAUAAAUUGGAAAGUAUAGACGACGUAGUAGAAGCGCUGGAGGAUCAUCAAGUUCUUUUGUCUUCGAUGAAAUCGACAAGAUUUGUCGAGCCAUUCGCAGCGGAAGUCGACUAUUGGGAACGGGCUCUCUCUACUGUGGGGGAGGUUCUCGAGAUGGUGCUCAGCGUUCAAAGAAGCUAUUUCUAUAUGGACAAUAUAUUCUCGAGCGAAGACAUUAGAAAACAACUUCCAAAAGAAAGCCACGACUACGACAAGUUGACACUAUCCUGGGUGCAAAUCACGUCCCGCAUGGCGGGCCACAGAUUGGCUUUACCGGCCACUCACGUUCCGCCCGGCUUGCUCGAAGUUCUGAAUAAACUCAAUGAGAACUUGGAGACACUGCAACGUGCUCUAGAACAAUAUCUCGAGACUAAACGAUACGUAUUUCCAAGAUUCUACUUCAUUUCGAACGAUGAUUUACUUGAGAUACUUGCAAACUCAAGGAAACCGGAACUUAUACAGCCUCAUAUCAAGAAGCUUUUCGAAAAUAUAAAAUUUUUAACACUGUUCAAGUCAUUAACAGGUAAACUAUUAGCCACUGCCAUGAAUUCCAGUGACGGUGAAUAUGUUCAAUUCCUUAAUCCAGUUGUCUUAGAAGGUCAAGUCGAAAACUGGCUAUGUAAUAUAGAGGAAGCGAUGAGAGAGAGUUUGCACGAGUUGUUGAAGCGUUGCAGAGAGGCGCUGCGAAAAAUGCUCGCAAAACGCGACAGGUGGGUGAAAGAGUGGCCGAGCCAGCCAGGAAUUACGUCCACUCAAAUCCAAUGGACGACCGACUGCACCAGAACACUCAUGCACUGCAAAUUGGUGGACUCGAAGAAACCAUUGAGACGAUCAAAAAAGAAACAAAAUCAGGCAUUGGCCAAAUACUCGGAGGCAAUAAGAAGUGAUCUGAGUAAUUUAGACCGUCUUAAAUUCAAGGCAAUCGUUGUAAUCGAAAUCCAUGCGAGAGACGUUAUAGAAAGAAUGUACAAGAACAAUUGCAAGGACGUUGCCGCCUUCGAGUGGUUAUCUCAACUAAGAUUCUACUGGGAAAAAGACAUCGACAAUUGCAUUGUACGCCAAACGAAUACUCAUUUUAUAUACGGAUACGAGUAUCUAGGAAAUUCGGGACGUCUCGUGAUAACGCCAUUGACUGAUCGAUGUUACAUUACUCUGACGACGGCGCUUCAUUUGUAUCGAGGGGGAAGCCCUAAGGGCCCAGCUGGAACAGGGAAAACCGAGACAGUUAAGGAUCUUGGAAAGGCAUUGGGAUUCAACGUGAUCGUGCAGAAUUGCUCAGAAGGGCUAGAUUACAUAAGCAUGGGAAGGAUGUUCUCGGGUUUAGCUCAGACAGGUGCUUGGGGUUGUUUCGAUGAAUUUAACAGAAUCAAUAUCGAAGUAUUAUCCGUCGUGGCGCAACAGAUAUUAUCGAUACUAACCGCAGUCUCUCAGAAACUUCAGAGAUUCGUUUUCGAGAGCAAAGAGAUAAGGUUGAUUAGUACCUGUGGUAUCUUCAUCACGAUGAAUCCCGGGUACGCGGGUCGUACAGAACUUCCAGAUAAUUUGAAAUCCAUGUUCAGACCGAUCUCGAUGAUGGUACCAGACAGCAGCAUGAUCGCCGAGAUCAAUUUAUUUGGAGAAGGAUUUCAGGAAACUCGCGUACUUGCUCGGAAGGUCUUUACCUUGUAUACCUUGGCACAACAACAAUUGAGCAAACAGUAUCACUAUGAUUUUGGAUUAAGAGGUAUAGUGACUUUGACUCGAUACGCCGGCUGGAAGAAACGUCUUCAUCCGAAUUUAGCUGACGACGAGGUGAUCAUUCUUGCGAUGAAAGACAUGAACGUGGCGAAACUUACGUCCAACGAUCUGCCUCUCUUCCUUGGAAUCACCACCGAUCUAUUUCCUACCGUAGACGUGCCAACCGUAGAUUACGAGGAAAUCAUUGGUUAUAUUACUAAAGAGGCUAUCAAGUUAAAGCUACAACCGAUUCCUUUGAUAAUCACAAAAGUGAUUCAACUUUACGAGACGAAAAAUUCGAGACAUUCGACGAUGAUUGUCGGUGAAUCGAACACUGCGAAGACGGUCACAUGGAAAAUAUUGCAAAAUACGAUGAGCGGAAUGAAAAACGAUGAAAAACCGGGUUACAACGCCGUUCAUGUCUAUCCAAUUAAUCCUAAAGCAUUGAACCUCAGCGAGCUCUAUGGCGAAUACAAUCUCUCGACCGGCGAGUGGCUUGAUGGAGUAAUAUCGUCGAUCAUGCGGAAGACCUGCUCCAGCGAGUCGCCCGACGAAAAGUGGAUUCUCUUUGACGGGCCUGUCGAUGCCGUGUGGAUCGAAAAUAUGAACAGUGUUAUGGACGAUAACAAAAUCUUGACGCUGAUCAAUAACGAGCGAAUCACGAUGCCGAAACAAGUGUCCUUGUUGUUCGAGGUUCAGGAUCUCUGUGUUGCCUCUCCUGCCACCGUUUCUAGGGCAGGUAUGGUUUAUAACGAUUACAAGGAUCUUGGUUGGCGUCCUCUCGUUAAAUCUUGGUUACAGAACCACGAGAAGGAACCUAUGAAAGAACUCUUCGAUCGUUUCGUCGACAUAACGUUGGAAUUUAAGCAUCACAAGUGCGAGGAACUCGUGCCAGUUCCUGAAUUAAAUUCCAUUCAGUCCCUCUGUAAGCUUCUCGAUGUGCUCGCCAGACCCAAGACCAGCGCCGAAGUUGGCAACGACGAAGAGGCGUUCUCCACCAUUUGCAAGAUCUGGUUUCUCUUCUGCAUGAUAUGGUCACUGUGUGCCUCAGUUGAUGAAGAGGGCCGUCAAAAGAUGGACAAUUUCAUAAGAGAAUUAGAAGGAUCAUUUCCCUUGAGAGAUACCAUCUACGAAUAUUACGUAGACGUGCGUCAGCGUAGUUUCGUUUCGUGGGAAGAAAAAUUAUCUCAUGCCUGGAGGUUUCAACCGGGGACACCAUUUCACAAUAUAAUUGUACCGACGGUGGACACUGUUCGCUACAAUUACAUCGUAAGCAAUCUGUUAAUCAAUGGUUAUCCCGUCCUUCUGGUUGGUCCUGUAGGCACUGGAAAAAGCUCAAUUGCACGAUCAGCUUUAGAAUCCAUGGAUAAUAUCAAAUAUGGAUUACUCGUUAUAAAUAUGUCUGCUCAAACAACAUCGAAUAACGUUCAGGAAGCUAUUGAGAGCAGACUGGAGAAACGCACGAAAGCGGUUUACAUUCCCAUUGGCAAUAAAACGAUGAUAACUUUUAUGGACGACUUUAACAUGCCGAUGAAAGAGACGUACGGAGCACAGCCACCAUUGGAACUGAUCCGUCAGUGGAUCGACUAUGGAUUCUGGUACGAUCGACAGAAUCAACAGAAAAAAUAUAUACAAAAGAUACAAUUAAUAGCAGCAAUGGGUCCACCUGGUGGUGGUCGUAACAUAAUCUCGAAUCGAUUACUUACGAGAUUUAAUAUCAUUAAUAUGACGUUUCCCAGUGAAAAACAGAUCAUUCGAAUAUACGGGACGAUGCUUAAUCAACAAAUCGCAGACUUUUCUUCGGAAGUGAAAGGAAUUGCCGAUACAAUAACGCUUGCCACUAUAACUUUAUAUAAUCGCGUUGUCUUAAAAAUGUUACCAACACCCGCCAAGAUGCAUUAUAUUUUCAAUUUGCGUGAUAUAUCGAAGAUAUUCCAAGGAUUGCUUCGAAGUCACAAGGAUCAUCAAUAUUCGAUUCAUACAUUUCUACGUUUGUGGAUGCAUGAAACUUAUCGUGUUUUUUGCGAUCGUUUCAUCGACGAGAAAGAUACGGAAUGGUUCCUUGGACAGAUAGGUGAAUUACUUGGUAAAUAUUUCGAGCUAACAAUAACAAGCGUAUGUCCGGAUAAAACGAUUCCUCUUUUCGGUAACUUUAUGAAUGCCUGGAACAUAUACGAGGAUCUCGUGGAUAUCGCCGCCGUGAGACGCCAUAUAGAGGAACAAAUGGACGAAUAUAACGCUUCUACUGGUGUAGUACGCCUCGAUCUCAUUCUUUUUCAGGACGCGGUCGAGCAUAUAUGCCGCAUUGUCCGUGUGAUAUCUCAGCCCCGAGGCAACAUGUUACUAGUUGGUAUAGGAGGUAGUGGCAGACAAUCAGUAUCCCGUAUCGCAGCUUACAUGUGCGAGUUGACCACCUUUCAAAUCGCCGUUACGAAGCAAUACAGAGUGAUGGAAUUCCGCGAGGACCUGAAAAAGCUUUACUCGACGGCAGGAGUUGAGAAUAAGCCGACUAGUUUUCUCUUCAAUGAUACCCAAGUGGCGGAGGAACAGUUUCUCGAGAUAGUUAACAAUAUGCUGAGCACCGGUGAAGUAGCCAAUCUCUACAAAACCGAUGAAAUGGAAGACAUUAAAAAUCGUUUAAUGAAAGAAGCUACGAAGAUCGGCAUAAUACCAACGGUAGAAUCGAUCUAUUCCUUCCUGAUCGAAAGGGUUCGCGCCAAUAUGCACGUGAUAUUGUGCAUGAGUCCGAUCGGGGACGCCUUCAGGAACAGAUUACGGCAAUACCCAUCCCUGAUCAAUUGCACGACCAUCGAUUGGUUUCUGGAAUGGCCGAAGGAAGCUCUUCUCGAAGUUGGCAACAAGUUCCUCAUGAAUCUCAAUUUACCAUUACAAGAAAGAAUGCGGAAUGGAAUCGCAUCAACAUUUGCUUCGAUACAUAGCAUGGUCUCGCGAUUUUCCGUUCGUAUGGCGAACGAAAUGAAACGAUAUAAUUACGUCACGCCUACGAACUUUCUUGAAUUAGUCUUUGGUUACAAAGAUAUGAUGAAUAAAAAGAGACAGAAUUUGGCCGAUCAGGCGAAUAAACUUCGCGGUGGGAUCUUUAAGAUCGACGAUACUCAGGCAAAGGUCAAUGAAAUGGCCGCUGAGUUGGAGAUAACGCAAGAACAGGUGCAGACAUCUACUAGAGAAUGCGAGGAAUUCUUGGUAACGAUAGUGAAUCAACGUCGUGACGCCGAUGAUGCUCAAAAAAUGGUUACAGCAAAAUCACUUCGAAUUGCCGAAGAACAGAAAGAAUGCAAGAAGCUAGAAGAGAUAGCACGUGCCGAUUUGGCUACUGUCGAGCCAGCUUUGAAUGAAGCUAUGAAAGCGUUGGAAGCGUUGAACAAGAAAGAUCUGGCGGAAAUAAAGUCCUUCGCUCGACCACCACCAAAGGUUGAAAUGGUAAUGGAGGCAGUUAUGAUUCUAAAGAACUCAGAACCAACCUGGGCGGAAUCCAAACGUCAGCUGGGAGACGUGAACUUCAUUAACACCCUACGCGAUUUCAACAAGGAUCAUAUAUCGGAUAGAGUAUUGAGAGCUAUUGGAAAAUAUACGACCAAUCCGGAAUUCGAUCCUAUAAAAGUAGGCGUUGUCUCGGUCGCCGCCAAGUCGCUUUGCAUGUGGGUCAUAGCCAUGGAAAAAUAUGGAAAGCUCUAUAGGAUCGUAGCACCGAAAAGAGAGAAACUCGAGGCCGCCUUGGAAUCUUUGCGGCAAAAGGAAGCUGCUUUGACGGAAGCUACGAUGCAACUGCAAAAGAUACAGGAGGAUCUCGAAACGUUGCAGAAAAUGUACGACGCGAAGAUGAAAGAAAAGCAGGAUUUAAUCAAAAUGGCAGAGUUGUUGAAGGUUAAAUUAGAUCGCGCGGCUAUGCUGGUCGAAGGUCUGUCAGGAGAAAGGAUUCGAUGGUUGGAAACGGUAGAAUCAUUGGGAGAAUUCUUCGACUGGUUACCCGGUGACUGUCUAAUAUCAACGGCCUUCGUGUCUUACUUGGGACCUUUCGUGUCGAAUUACAGGGACGAACUAUUCACGAUUUGGAUGAAAGAGGUAAACGAGAAGGAAAUCCCGAUGUCGCCUAAACUCGACGUGAAGGAAUUUCUAGCUGAUCCCACGACGAUCAGAGAGUGGAACAUUCAGGGAUUACCUUCGGAUGGAUUUAGUACCGAGAACGGUAUCAUCGUGACGAGAGGCACUAGAUGGCCACUCGUAAUCGAUCCGCAAUGUCAAGCGGUGAAGUGGAUCAAGAACAUGGAGGCAAAGAAUGCUCUGCGAGUAAUCGAUUUUGGCCAAGCGGACUUUAUGAGAGUUUUGGAACAAGCACUGCAGUUUGGCUGGCCGGUUUUGCUCGAGAACGUUGGGGAAACUCUCGAUCCAGCCCUGAAUCCGAUUCUGGAAAGAGCUUUUAUCAAAUCAGGUGAUCAAUUGAUGAUCAAGUUUAACGACAAGAUGAUCACUUUCAAUGCCAAAUUUCGACUGUUCAUCACAACGAAACUUUCGAACCCCCAUUACGCUCCGGAGAUAUCCACUAAAACGACGUUAUGCAACUUCGCCAUUAAGGAACAAGGAUUAGAGGCACAACUCUUGGGAAUCGUGGUCAGGAAAGAGAAGCCGCAACUUGAAGAACAAAAGGACAGUCUCGUCCUCACGAUCGCAUCCGGCAAGCGGACGUUGAAGGAACUGGAGGAUAGAAUUCUCUAUCUGCUAAGCGAGGCUGGACCUAACCUUCUCGACGAUCUGGACCUUCUCAACACUCUACAAACGUCUAAGGCUACAUCGAUAUCCAUAGCUGAAUCGUUAGUGACGUCAGAAGAAACCGAACGAGAGAUAGACAUAGCGAGGGAAGAUUAUCGACCAUGUUCUCGACGAGCUUCGAUACUUUUCUUCGUUCUCACAGAUAUGAGUCUGAUCGAUCCAAUGUAUCAAUUUUCUCUUGACUCAUACAUCGCCCUGUUCAUGUUGUCCAUUGACAAAAGUCCAAAGAGCACAAAACUUGUCGAUAGAAUUGAGAGACUUAAUGAUUAUCAUACUUACGCUCUAUACAAAAAUACCUGUCGAGGAUUAUUCGAAAAACACAAAUUAUUAUUUUCCUUCAAUAUGUGCGUUAAAAUAUUAAACGCUGAAGGAAGAAUAAUCUCUUGGGAAUAUGCGUUUCUUCUUAGAGGUGGGAUCGUUCUGGAUCGAGAGAAUCAACCGGACAAGCCUGUACCUUGGUUGCCUCCGGAAACUUGGGACAAUAUAACGGAACUCGACAAACUUCCAGGAUUUCACGGUUUGAUUUCGUCCUUCGAACAAUACUCGCGGGAUUGGCACAAUUGGUAUAUUAGUACAGAACCGGAAAAUAUUUCACUCGUUGGCGAAUUGGAAGAGGGCUGUACAGCAUUUCAAAGAAUGAUGAUUAUACGUAGUUGUCGACCCGACAGAAUGUCUUCCGCAAUUGCAAACUUUAUCAUACGAAACGUGGAUCAGAAAUUUGUCGAACCACCGGUACUCGACUUAAAAGCAGUCUUGGAAGAUUCCAUUGCUCAGACACCCUUGAUUUUUGUCCUUUCACCCGGUGUAGAUCCCACGAGCAUAUUAAUGCAACUCGCAGAAAGCCAGCAAAUGAUGGACAAAUUUAUGAGUCUAUCCUUGGGUCAAGGACAGGCACCUGUAGCAACUAAAAUGAUACAAAUUGGUGCAAAAAAGGGAUUAUGGGUUUUCCUAGCGAAUUGCCACUUAUCACUCAGCUGGAUGCCGAAAUUGGACAAGAUCGUCGAGACCCUUAUCAAUAACAAAGCUUUGAAUCCGAACUUUAGAUUAUGGCUUAGUUCGAGUCCAACUCCUGAGUUUCCGAUAUCGAUCCUCCAAGCUGGGAUAAAAAUGACGACGGAACCACCUAAAGGAUUGAAAGCCAAUAUGAAGCGACUGUAUAGCCUCGUUACAGAGGCCCAAUUCGACGUGUGUCAAGCGAAAUCCAAGUAUAAGAAGCUCCUCUUCGUUCUUGUCUUCUUUCAUUCGAUUCUCCUUGAACGAAAGAAGUUCCAGCAGCUUGGUUGGAAUGUCAUUUACAGCUUCAACGAUUCCGACUUCGAGGUAUCGGAGAAUCUUCUUCAGGUGUAUUUGGACGAAUACCCAGAUACACCUUGGGAAUCCUUGAAAUAUCUUAUUGCUGGUGUUUGUUACGGCGGUCACGUGACCGAUGACUGGGAUCGUCGGUUGUUGAUGACAUAUGUCCAACAAUAUUUCACUGACGAAGUUCUGACUAUCCCUUAUUAUCGUUUGUCAUCACUCUCGACAUAUUACGUACCACGAGACGGCUCCUUAGAAUUCUAUCGUGACAUUAUCAUGACGUUACCGACCGUCGAUAGACCAGAAGCAUUUGGACAACAUCCUAACGCAGAUAUAACCAGUCUCAUUAUGGAAACGAGAAAUAUAUGCAAAACCUUAAUGAGUCUUCAAGUUCAAGCGAUUACCAGCGAAGAGGAAACGAACAAGGAGGAGAAGGUGAUACAAUUAACCAUGGAUGUUAUAUCAAAAAUACCAAAGAACAUAGAUUAUGAAACAAUCGAUAGAUUGAUAGGGCCGAUCAAGAAACCUCUUGAUGUCGUACUUCUUCAAGAAAUAGGUCGCUAUAAUGUACUCUUAACGAAAACUCGAAACAGUUUGAAUGAGUUACAACGUGGUAUACGCGGUUUGGUCUUAAUGUCGUCCGACUUGGAAGAGAUUUUUACAUGCAUAUACGAAGGCAGAGUUCCCUCCCUUUGGCUGACCGCUUAUCCAUCCUUGAAGCUUCUCGGAGCUUGGACCAGAGAUUUGAUCAGCCGCAUUGAGCAUUUCGCUACUUGGGCUGAGACCACACAUCCGCCUGUGCUCUUCUGGCUAGCCGCGUUUACGUUUCCAACAGGUUUCCUCACAGCCGUAUUGCAAACUUCGGCAAGAAUGUGGAAUAUAUCGAUUGAUUCGUUAACUUGGGAAUUCAUAGUUCAGACGAUCGAUGAUUCUGCCAUCAUCGAAUCACCUACGGAUGGAGUGUACGUGCGAUCAAUGUUCUUGGAGGGAGCAGGAUGGGACAAGAAAAAUGCGACACUCGUCGAACCAGCACCGAUGCAGCUUGUUUACGACAUGCCCGUGAUACACUUUAAACCUACCGAACGUUUCAGAAAAACUAAAGGAUUAUACAAUUGUCCGACGUAUUAUUAUCCUCAAAGAUCUGGCGAUCAAAAUCGUCCCGCUUUCGUCGUGACUGUCGAUUUAAAAACUGGAUCGGAGGUUGCUGAUUUAUGGGUGACACGUGGUACAGCUCUUCUUCUCAGUCUGGCCGUUUAAUUUUGUUCGAUUUCU